Ochlerotatus camptorhynchus is the source of this 2808-nucleotide messenger RNA. Its product is annotated as tubulin beta-3 chain. Gene Ontology annotation, cellular component: microtubule; cytoplasm. The transcript has 4 exons. Gene Ontology annotation, biological process: microtubule cytoskeleton organization; mitotic cell cycle. Gene Ontology annotation, molecular function: GTP binding; structural constituent of cytoskeleton; GTPase activity. The coding region runs from base 433 to 1797 and encodes 454 amino acids. The record is from RefSeq and is a predicted model, not a curated record. Lineage: Eukaryota; Metazoa; Arthropoda; Insecta; Diptera; Culicidae.
UCAGUUGUUGCUUGCACGUUGCUGUGAACGGUUGUGCCUGGUAGUGACGCCUUCAGGAUUGUGUUUUCCGGCUUUCCACAUUUUUAUACAACAAGGGAGAAAUUGGAGUGUAGACUGCAUCUACCAUUGAUCAGUAUCAGGAUCAUUUGGAUUCAUCGGUUUGGAAUAUAGAGACUGUGAGAGAGUGAGGGACCAAAAGCAAGCUGCUGAGCAGUCUCAUUGGCCAUACGAGUGCUGAACGUCGAACCGUACGGAUUACCUCCCGAGUUUUCUUCUGUGAAGAAAGUUUGCUAGUGCUUUAACCAGUGCCUUACCGAGUGCCACACCAGGUCCUCAGUAAUACAAGUGCAGUGCGCGCGUGUUGACACGAUACCGAUCUUGAGAAUCACAUUUUCCUCGAGGAACUGCUAAACUUUUAAACCCAUUUUCAAAAUGAGAGAAAUCGUUCAUCUGCAGGCCGGUCAGUGCGGAAACCAGAUUGGUGCUAAGUUCUGGGAAAUCAUCUCCGAGGAGCAUGGAAUUGACGCAACCGGUAUCUACCAUGGCGAGUCGGAUCUUCAGCUAGAACGUGUCAGCGUUUACUACAAUGAAGCCUCAGCCGUUUCCCGUUCGUCGGGUGGCAAGUAUGUGCCACGUGCAAUCCUGCUCGAUCUGGAACCGGGAACCAUGGAGGCCGUCCGCUCCGGAGUAUACGGUAAGCUGUUCCGUCCGGAUAACUUCGUGUUUGGCCAGUCCGGUGCUGGUAACAACUGGGCCAAAGGACAUUACACCGAGGGUGCCGAGCUGGUCGAUGCCGUGUUGGAUGUUGUCCGUAAGGAGUGCGAAAAUUGCGAUUGUUUGCAGGGAUUUCAACUGACUCACUCGCUGGGUGGUGGUACUGGAUCCGGUAUGGGAACGCUGCUGAUUUCGAAGAUCCGUGAGGAAUACCCAGACAGAAUCAUGAACACAUACUCGGUUGUCCCAUCGCCAAAGGUAUCCGACACGGUUGUGGAACCAUACAACGCUACUCUGUCGAUUCACCAGCUGGUCGAGAACACUGAUGAAACAUACUGUAUUGACAACGAAGCUCUGUACGAUAUCUGCUUCCGAACUCUGAAGGUGCCAAACCCUAGCUACGGUGAUCUGAACCAUCUCGUUUCGCUGACCAUGUCCGGAGUUACCACCUGCCUGCGAUUCCCAGGUCAAUUGAACGCUGAUCUGAGAAAGCUAGCCGUCAACAUGGUUCCGUUCCCACGUCUUCAUUUCUUCAUGCCUGGAUUUGCGCCACUUACCUCUCGUGGUUCGCAACAGUACCGUGCCCUGACCGUUCCAGAACUGACCCAGCAAAUGUUCGAUGCCAAGAACAUGAUGGCCGCUUGUGAUCCACGACAUGGACGCUACCUGACCGUCGCUGCCGUUUUCCGAGGACGCAUGUCGAUGAAGGAAGUCGACGAACAGAUGCUGGCCGUCCAGAACAAGAACAGCAGCUACUUCGUUGAAUGGAUCCCGAAUAACGUCAAGACCGCCGUCUGUGAUAUUCCUCCAAAGGGACUGAAGAUGUCGUCAACCUUCAUCGGAAACACCACUGCCAUCCAGGAACUGUUCAAGCGUAUCUCCGAACAAUUCUCCGCUAUGUUCCGUCGCAAGGCUUUCUUGCAUUGGUACACUGGCGAGGGUAUGGACGAGAUGGAAUUCACCGAAGCCGAGAGCAACAUGAACGAUCUGGUGUCCGAGUAUCAGCAGUACCAGGAAGCGACGGCCGACGACGAGUUCGAGCAGGAAGAGUGCGCCGACGAAAUGGAAGGCGAAUGCGUCUAAACCAACCGCCCCGGAGGCAUCCAACGGUUGUCGAGAAGCAUUUUUACUAUUUAUUACUUUUAGUUAGAUAAAUCGAACCGAUGUUUUAUGUGUACACAAACCGAAGAAAUAGUCUUUAUGGAAAUUCUAACAAUUCAUCUAAUCUCGGAUCUCAGCAUACUUACUAAUAGACACUACAGUACUACUCCCCGGUUUUGGUGUUCAAAAUCAACGCAAUCCAAUUUCCCGGCAAACCAAACCCACACAUCGACACAUAACAAUCAUCAUUCAAACUAAUAUUGUGUAAGUAAGAGAGCGAGAGUGUGAGAUAGUGUUGAAUUUGUAAGCGGAGACCCAGACUUUUUCCACCUUCCGGGCCCAAAACUGCAGCGAAACUCGAUUGCAUGAAAGUCAACAUUCAGGCAAUAUUUCUGAGGGAAAGAAAUACCUUGCGUUACUGAGAGGUUACGACUUUCAUGCCACCGCCCAGCCAGGAGGGGGGUGGAGGAUAGAAAUGCUAGGUAACUCCAAAGUUGAAGUUACGAAGACGGAGAGUGAAUAACGAUCAUGCUGCCAAUCGAACGUUGUUUGUGGACCAUUUUGCUGCUUGCUAUACGAUUCAUUUGCAUCAUUCAUCUAGCAAUAAAUCCAAAGAUUUUGUUUGUUUGUGAAAAGAAAUUUCGGUUUAACGUCAAAUAUCAGCCAAUCUUUUGUAUUUAUAAUUCGUUCUCUCUAGGCAAGAACAAUCAAUAUGAAUAUCGUCGUUCUUAAAUCUUUGAUCUAUCGCUAUUUGAUAUUUAUUUUUUGGAUAUUUAGAAACAGUUAUCUGAAAAUACAGGAAUUGUCAGUUUUAUUUUGAAUGAUAACUAAGAAGAAGAAAAAAAUACGAUUUUAGGCGACACAGACAUACUUACCUAUACAGUCAAACGUACACGCAUACAUCGAUACAAAUCGACAUGACGAUCUGGGACAAUUGAAAAGUGUUAGUACUUGAUACGGAUCAAUAAAAACAUAUUUUGUAUUUAUUUGUAA